CCGUUAAAGAAGAAGAAGAAGAAGAAGAAGAAGAAUGGCGUUCCUUGAAGGAGCUGUGUUUGCUGUUUUAUUUAUAUGUUUGUUAUUUGUUAUCCGGUUAUAUAUUGUUGUGACGACUGGAUCAACCCAUCAACCUGGAAUUAAAGGUCCGGUCGCUGUUCUCGUCGUUGCAGGAUCAGGUGGUCACACCGCAGAGAUCUUGCGGCUGAUGGAGUGUCUGUCUGCAGCCUACACACCUCGUCACUAUGUUAUCGCUGACACUGACAGGAUGAGUGAGGAGAAAAUCUGCAACUUUGAAAGCCCUAAACGACUCUCAAACUCUGUGUCACAGUUCACCAUAUGUCGGAUCCCACGGAGCCGAGAGGUGCAUCAGUCUUGGAGUUUCUCUGUUAUCAGCACCCUGAACGCCCUGUGGUACUCCCUCCCUCUGGUGUUCAGACUCAGACCUGACAUGGUGCUGUGUAACGGCCCGGGGACCUGCGUUCCCCUGUGUGUGGCAGGACUCCUUCUUGGAAUUCUGGGAAUGAAGAAAGUCCUGAUAGUUUAUGUUGAAAGCAUUUGCCGGGUGCAGACACUGUCACUCACGGGGAAAAUCCUGUACCCGAUAUCAGACUAUUUCUUUGUGCAGUGGCCCUCUCUGAGAGACAAAUACCCCAAAUCCAUUUUCUUUGGAAGAAUAGUGUGAAAACAUCUGUUACACAUGGGCAGGUAUACACAAAUGUAGGAUCAAAUAUUGUAAUGCUUAUUAUAAUGCUCAUGAAUAAAUGCACUAUUUUUUAUUGUUGA
Siniperca chuatsi (mandarin fish) is the source of this 786-nucleotide messenger RNA. It is a transcript of the gene alg14, whose product is annotated as ALG14 UDP-N-acetylglucosaminyltransferase subunit. The record is from RefSeq and is a predicted model, not a curated record. The coding region runs from base 35 to 685 and encodes 216 amino acids. The transcript has 4 exons. Gene Ontology annotation, cellular component: UDP-N-acetylglucosamine transferase complex. Lineage: Eukaryota; Metazoa; Chordata; Actinopteri; Centrarchiformes; Sinipercidae. Gene Ontology annotation, biological process: dolichol-linked oligosaccharide biosynthetic process.